Molecule: messenger RNA, 1093 nt
Organism: Protobothrops mucrosquamatus (brown spotted pit viper)
Lineage: Eukaryota; Metazoa; Chordata; Lepidosauria; Squamata; Viperidae
Gene: ELOC
Product: elongin C
Exons: 4
Coding region: 153-491 (112 amino acids)
Biological process (GO): ubiquitin-dependent protein catabolic process
Cellular component (GO): elongin complex
Molecular function (GO): protein-macromolecule adaptor activity
Source: RefSeq, a predicted model, not a curated record
AUCGGUGACCUACAGGAAGUGGUUUCUGGGGAGGAUUGUCCCGGCUGGAGUAGUGUCGUUCCUUGAGAAGCUGCUUCGCGGAUUUGUGCGGCUGGGAAGCGAUCCUGUUUAAAAGCGCCAAAGGCAAAGCAAUUAUCAUUUGUUAAGAAGAUAUGGAUGGAGAAGAGAAAACAUAUGGUGGGUGUGAAGGCCCUGAUGCUAUGUAUGUGAAGUUGAUAUCUUCUGAUGGCCACGAAUUCAUUGUUAAACGGGAGCAUGCACUCACAUCAGGAACAAUAAAGGCAAUGUUGAGUGGCCCAGGCCAGUUUGCUGAAAAUGAAACAAAUGAAGUGAACUUCAGAGAGAUUCCUUCUCACGUCUUAUCUAAAGUAUGCAUGUAUUUCACCUAUAAGGUUCGCUACACUAACAGCUCCACAGAGAUUCCUGAAUUUCCAAUUGCACCUGAGAUUGCACUGGAACUGCUGAUGGCUGCAAACUUCUUAGAUUGUUAAAUAGAAUAAAUUAUAAUAAAAAUGUAAACCACCCCCUUCCCCUCCAGUAUUUAAUACAUAUGUUUAGUUAGCAACUUUUUCGUAUAGCAUGUUUUAUAUGUUUGGCCAAGAACUGUACUCAUCACUGUGGAGGAUAUUUCUCACAGUGGUUUUGCAUAGGCAUCAUUCAUGCUCAGAUUUUGUUUUGCUGCUUACACAAGUACGGACUUCUUACCAAUUGAUAAAUAAACAUGCCAAGUUAUGCAUGACCUUUGCCUUAUCCUUCAGCAAAAAAAAUUAAUGUUAUCAACGCUAUGAAUUUGCUGAAAUUACUUCUUUCUGAGAACAGAUCACAGUUAAAGACGGAGUCCUCUCUGGGGAUGAAUCCAACUUCACUCAUUUGGAAAGCUCAGUAUUGGAUAUGCUACAAAUGUGCAAAUGUGCUGGGGGGUUGGAAUUUUAUGUUAGCAUAUUCUCAGAUUGUGCUAAUAAUAAAAUGAAUUUAUGUUAUAAUUGUAAAUAUGUUAUAUAGCUAUGCUUAUAACAUAUUUGUUGCAAUACUCUACUGCAUUUAGUUUGUAUGUUUAAACUAUUGGCAGGCAUUAUUACAUUUACAUAGUAAU